Messenger RNA from Ictalurus punctatus (channel catfish), 3745 nucleotides. RefSeq names its product NLR family, CARD domain containing 3-like (gene nlrc3l). The record is from RefSeq and is a predicted model, not a curated record. NCBI's taxonomy places the organism in Eukaryota, Metazoa, Chordata, Actinopteri, Siluriformes, Ictaluridae. The transcript is spliced from 6 exons. Bases 357 to 2573 code for a protein of 738 amino acids.
GUCAUCAAACCGCGACUUUACCAGUUAAGCGGAAGAAGAAAACCUGCUGAGCUAGUUGGCUGUGUUCGAACUCGGCUAAACGUUUGAACUUGUUUAAUUCGUGUGUUUUACGUGUAUUAUUUUCGUGGCUGUUGUAAUAUGUAUUUUUUGUACGAAGCCUGAAUAUUUAUCGUGUUAUUGUCGCAGAAUUACGGCUGACACUCAGAUGGCUGUUUAGCUGGUUUAGCUAGCAGGCUAUUUGGAUGUUUCCGGCGUGUUUUGUGGAGAUGAAGAAACUCUUUUGUGUCCUGAGGUUUGGGGGAAUAGUGUGAUGACCUGCGUUUGUACACUGUGAGGAGAAAACGGCGGCUUCCACCAUGAGUGACAGCGACUCGGAAGUGGAAAGGAUUCUGACGGAGCGGCCGCCCAGCAGCUAUGGCUCCAUGUGUAGUGACAAUCCAGAAGAUGAUGAUGAUGAUGAUGAGGUUCAAGAUGCCGCUCCUCAGCCCGUGGUUAAAGUCAACUUACCUACAAGGGUCAAGCUUAAUCGGCCAGACUCGCCAGAGACGGGCGUCACCUCGAUCACACAAGACCGACGAACCAGUGUCCGUAAUGAGGGGGUCUACAUUACUACACAAAGGAGAGAGGAGGACCGAGGAGAAUCAGUAAUGGAGAUGGAAGACAAUGAGAGUUACAUGCUUGAGAGAGAACCCCAAGACCGCGAGAGGAGGAAUAUUCAGGAGGAACCCAGUGUUCCCGAAACCACACAGUCGCCUACUCCUAUGGUGGAUUCGGCAGACGAGCUCUCCCUGCCCUAUGUGUUCACGGCCAUGCUGAACACUCUCAGAACUCUGAAUGCAGUGGAGCUGCUGUGUUUCGUGCGCAGUCUGAGAUCGCAGAGUAAAGGUAAGCUCGAGUUCCGGCAGCUGGAGCAGGAGGGCGAGAUCGACGUCCUUGGCGUGGUGGACCGGAUGAUGGAGAAAUGGGACAAAGGAGAUGCGCUGAGCAGCACCAUACGUACGCUGUAUGAAAUCAACAAGCAUGCUGUCGCUAGCUCACUGGAGAGCGUGUGCAGGAGAGCGUUGGUGCAGUUCGAGCUGAGAUGCAGUCACACGCGCCGUUAUUACAGUCUCUACGAGGGAGCCAGUCGCCCAGGGCAGCAGCGCUACAUCAGGCACGUCUACGUAGACUCGCCCAUUGUGCCCCAAACCCCAACCGGCGAGGGACUGCCGAUCAGUUUUAGCGACCUUUUCUCUCCCAUCGAGGGCGAAGAUCGCGUCCGUGUCGUUGUGACAACAGGCAUCCCGGUCGUCGGCCUUACGGUGAAAGUGCAGAUGUUCAUCAUGGACUGGACGGAGGAACGGGUGUGUCAGGACUUCCAGUUCGUGUUCGCGCUUCCGGGUCGCGACCUUCACCUUGUCCGAAACUCGGAGCAGACUUUCCUGGAGUUUCUUGCCGCGUUUUACCCCGAAGCGAAGCACGCGGAAUUCCUGGCAAGCCAAAACUGCGCCGUGCUCUUCGUCAUCGAUGCGCUCGAGCUCUGCAGGCAACCCCUCGAUUUUCAGAACAAUCCCAUCGUCACGGAGAUCACGACUCCUGCUCCGGCGGACGCCCUUCUCACUAGUUUAAUCAAAGGAGACUUGUUACCUCACGCCUGCGUUUGGAUCACAGUCCGUUGUCCCACCGCUCGGAAAAUCCCGUCAGGUUGCCGCUACAGAUUUACAGAGCUGAAAGGAUUCGGCGACGCACAGAAGGACGAGUACUUCACUAAACGGACUAAAGACCCGACGCUCGGCAGACGCGUCCUAGCUUGCGUCAAAAGUACUCCAGGUCUGUACGACGCCUGCUAUCUGCCCCUCUUUUCCUGGAUCGUGUCCUUCGUUUACGAGCUGCGCUUACAGAACAGAGGGUUCGUAGAGUCGGUGCCAGCCCUCACCACUUUUUACGUGCAGUACGUCAUCGUGGUGACGAACCGGAAGAUCGAGCGCUCCGUUGGUACGGGGUUCGACGCAUCCCAGUGGAAAGAAUCUGACGUAAACUUCUUGUUGAAGAUGGGCGAGCUAGCGCUGAAGAUGCUGAACGAAGAAAAGAACGUCUUCUACGAAGACGCAGUGUCCCGUUCGGCACUGGACCUCCACGACGUCACUCAUCGAGUCGGGAUCUCGUUCGAAACAGACGAACCUACGAACAAGAAUGGGCGGAGCUUCAGGUUCGUCCACCCCAGCCUUCAGAUGUUCAUGGCUGCCGUGUACGUCUACGUCAAGUUUCGGAUGACCGGGGAAAACAUGUUUGAGCGGCAGAGAAGCGGCAGAGACCGGUCCGUCUGUGAGCUUUUCAAACCCGUCAUCGACCGCGUGCUCGCCAGACGCGACGGGCACAUGGACCUGUUCCUGCGCUUCCUGUUGGGGCUGGUGGCUCGCGUGACGGAAAAGACCCUGCGUGGCCACCUGCUGCCUCAGCGUCACCCCGAGCCGAAGGGCGUCGAGGACAUGAUCAAGUACGCCAGGAAGAGGAUAAAGGAGAACGCCGUACCCGAGCGGUGUAGAAAUUUGGAACUGUGUCUCACGGAGCUGGAAGAGGGCAUGAAGGGUUGAUGGGAGAUCGGCUGGUGAUUGAAAAAGUGGUUCAUAUAGUAGCAGAACAUCUAAAUGAAGAGAGGCUUUCGUUAUUUUGUCUGAUUGAGAGUGAUUUUUUAAUGAGAAGUUCUUUAAUGAGUGUUUACCUCUGACUAACGAGAGAUAGAUGGGUGUUUUUUUCCACAGCACAUUCAAAAACAAGAACCAGCCCAACUGGGUAAACCGAAAUAACUUUAUUUCUAGUUCAUUUUCCCCAAAAGCUUGUGAACGAUAUGCUGUUGGGGGAAAAAACUGCUUAAAAAGAAUGCUAUUUUAAUUGACACGAACAUUGAUUAUGGAUAGCCAGAGUGCGCUUGUAGAAAGGAUGAGGCUGUAUAAAAACUUUUUUUUUAAAAUACAGUCAUGUGUGAAACGUUUUUAAACGUAGCCUGUUAUUGUCAAAUUUGUUGUUUAUUUAUUGUCAGAUCUCUAUUCUAAUAUGCCACUGAAAGCACUCCAUUUUGAGUAAUCAUAACGACGACAAGCCUCCUCGUGUCCGAGUGGAACGAGGCGCUACCGUUAGUUUGCCAUGUUUAGGCUAGUUUUGAACGUUCUUGUGUGCAUGCUGUCUCUGGUAUGUGCAUGACCGAUCAGAGACCGAUGGCGUCGCUAGCCCCGCCCCUACGCACUCGUAGGGAAAUUCCUGAAGUUUCUUCAGGAGAAAUAUGCUUACUUGAGCAGGUAACAAAACACAUCUGGCUUGAAUCCUUGGUAGUACUAUUAAGGGGAACAGAACCAUCAAUCUUGUGACGUUUCCUCUAGAGUGAGUGUGUGUGUGGUGGAUGACUGGCCUCUUACUCCAGACUACAUCCCAAAUGGUUAUCCUACUUCAAAACAGAAUGGCACCUUCGUCCUUGCUCCAGUUGAGUUUGGGCAUUUGCACACUACAUCGCCCACUGACAGAAUAAGACUUUCCUCAUUACUGAUAUUUAUGGCUCGUUGACCCAAUAAAGUAGCCAUAAAUUGGACGUCUACUAAGGACACUAAACAGCGAGGAAUUUUGAACAUAUGAUAGUGGGAGUAUCUUACACACACAGUUCGGUGUGGUCCAUUACUAGAUCUAAAAAGACAACUUCCUGUUUACAUUUGACAAUAAAUGUUCAUGUGUGUAUGGGAGUGAUGAGAAUAAAUGGGAUUGGUGCUUCUCCUCA